This is a messenger RNA of Schizophyllum commune H4-8, 1379 nucleotides long. Its product is annotated as proline-specific peptidase. The transcript has 3 exons. Gene Ontology annotation, molecular function: peptidase activity. The record is from RefSeq and is a predicted model, not a curated record. Gene Ontology annotation, biological process: proteolysis. Bases 339 to 1247 code for a protein of 302 amino acids. Lineage: Eukaryota; Fungi; Basidiomycota; Agaricomycetes; Agaricales; Schizophyllaceae.
UCACCCGCAACCAUCAGCGAGAGGCCACGGCCAUUUAUGAUGGAAGCCUUGCUUUGCGGUCCACUCGAACGUGAAGCCGAGCGCCUGCAUCCCAAUAGCUUCUCUGCCCUUGGGCAGCUUCGUUCGAUACAGCGCACUGGCAUGAUGGCGAGUGAGAAUGGAGCGGGAGAAGAACUGCUUUGAACAGUCCAUCGAGACAUCGAAGUCACCCUCAUGAUGUAUCAACGCCGCUCUAUCUGCAAAGCGGAAAAGUCUUUCGUACAAAUGGAAACUGCCAGCGUCAACAUCGUCUCCAUUUCCCGCCACAUCCAAGUACAAGAGCCUGAACACGGAUCACUAUGACCGCCUUUCCUGACUUCAGCGAUGGCAGGAUCCCCUACAUCGUUGGCGACAGUACCUAUGAGACGUACUAUAAGAUCUUCGGCGACCUCUCCUCCGGCAAGCGUCCGCUCGUCGUCGUCCACGGCGGACCUUCAUUCUCGCACGACUACCUGCUGCCCAUCAGCGACAUCGCGAGCAUCCAUGGCUAUCCUGUCGUCUUCUACGAUCAGGUCGGCGCUGGCUUGAGCACGCAUGUCCGCGAGAGGAAGGGCGACACCGCAUUCUGGACCUUCGACUUCUUCAUCGACGAGUUCUUCAACCUCCUCGCUCACCUGAAGAUCGGGGAGUACGAUUACCUCGGGCACUCGUGGGGCGGCAUCCUCGGGCAGGAGAUCGUGCUGCGGCGGCACCCAAAAGGGAUGAAGAACUUCAUCCUGGCGAACAGCCUUCCCAAGAAGGAGUGGUGGGACAUGUCGUUCAUGCAGCUACUGGAGAAGGCAGAUAUUCCAGAGCAGGCGAAGCAGACGAUCGUCGGCCAGGACGCGACUCCGGAGGAGCGAUGGGAGGCGGUCCAGCUGUUCUACGCUCAGUAUGGCUGCAUGGUGCAACCGUUUCCGGAGGAUUUCCUGCGUGGCAUGGCAGGCAACUUUGGCGAGGACGCAGACACGACGGCUAACGACGCUAUGAACGCUCAGGGCGGCGAGCUGAACGGAUGGGACGUGCGUGACAAGCUAGGAGAAAUCGACGUCCCGACACUCGUCAUCAACGGAGCCAGGGACUUCGCACAGGACUGGGUUGUCGCACCCUUCGUAGAGAAGAUAUCCGGCGCAAAAUGGGUGAAAUUCGAGUACUCGAGCCAUACGCCUUUCUGGGAAGAGCGGGACAAGUUCAUGCAGGUUGUUGCAAAGUAUCUUGGCAACCAUUGAGGGUAGAGGACGCGGGGGAAACGGGACAAGGCAACCUGCGGAAGGAAUAAUCAAUCGCGUGUAUAUCCCGGUGUUUUGAAUAUAUCUUAUUAGGCCAUAUCAGUUUCGAUGAAUAUCAGAGAGUUCACUAAU